Endocarpon pusillum Z07020 is the source of this 2460-nucleotide messenger RNA. RefSeq lists its product as uncharacterized. The record is from RefSeq and is a predicted model, not a curated record. NCBI's taxonomy places the organism in Eukaryota, Fungi, Ascomycota, Eurotiomycetes, Verrucariales, Verrucariaceae. The transcript has a single exon. Bases 1 to 2460 code for a protein of 819 amino acids.
AUGUCGGCCAACAUUGGAGAAAGCACAACGCAAUCUCCAUUUCCGCCUAUAGAUCGUGCUCGAGUUUUUGAAAUCGUUCAAAACGAGCUUUCCCAGCCGCAGCCGACGGAAACCUCCCCUGAGGUUAAGUGGGAUACGAUUCAUGCAGAGCGAGUUGGACGUCGCAUCAUUUAUUACACUGACCAAGGCCGAGCGGAUAUCAUUGGCGAAAGGUGUGAGGCAUUGCGACAAGCGGCUCAAAACGAACGCUGUCAUGUUGCCGAACUCAAUACUGUCUUUAGCAGAUAUGUGGAGACGCAUGUGGAAAGUCCCAAACCUCGUGUGCAAUCAGUCACAGAUGGCGUGUGUGCCAUCUUAUCGCGGCUACCGCAGACUCCCUCUGUCUUACAGGACCCCCCAUUGUCUGUGCCACAAGUUUACUUCGACGAACUGAGAACGUGGGAGGAUCUUCGAGUCGUCAAAUGUGUGCCUCAUAAUUUCAUUCGGCUUGUUGCCUCGCUUGUCAUUUCCCAAAUGCGUUUCCCAGCGCGUGGUGGGGUCUUAAUAGCUGAGAAUUUUUUUGAAGAAACAUCAAAUGGUGUGGGUGAGCUAUUUGAUGCUAUACAUGCCAAAGAGAGCAACGCAAUCCUCCAUGGUGAUUCCAAGCCAUACUCUUGGUUUGUAGUCCGCGCCUUUUUAUGGAAUUUUUGGCAGAAGGCAAAUCUACUGUACCGGUAUUACGACCUCAAACUCAGGCUAGAUUUUGGCUUUCAGUCUAUGCCAAUGAGUGCAUGGACACAUAACUUUUUGGUCUCCCCGGGAACUUCUUUACUUGAACGUUCUACCCAACUAUCCUGGGAGCAAAAACCUGAAAACAGGUGCACAUGGAGUUUUAAAAUGGUACAGGUCAACCCACUCUGCUUGGGUCUUGAUUCACGACUUCUUCAUCGUCGAUUCUCUGGGGCAUUCCAUGGUACCGGGGCUCGCUGCCGGUCUGACUCGGAGUCUGCAUGUGAGGGCACGGGUCCAAACUGCCUACGACAUCGUGGGGCUUUGAUCAGCGACCAAUCUGCUCACGCGUCUUCCUGCUCCUGUAAAACCCCCAACGAGUUCAAACUGGCUUGGAACGAGUCAUCUUACCUCCAAGUUGAUGGGCCAAGAGCUGUGUCUGUCAAUGAAACUAAUAUUCAGAAUGAUGGUUUGCAUUAUUGCUGCGCUUCUGAUACAACACUCGCUAUCUCUCAUGUCUGGAGCCAUGGUCAAGGCGGAAGGCCAGAAACUGGUAUCAAUAAAUGCCUUCACGCUCGGUAUUCCCAAAUUGCAAAAAGCAUGGGCUGCGAAUCAUAUUGGAUGGACGUUGUCUCAAUUCCAGGAAAUCACGAACUACGUCAAGAGGCCAUUUCUCAUAUUAACGGGGUGUUCUCUAAUAGCCGCGCUGUUCUCGUUUGUGAUAGGGAUUUGAUGCUAUUAGAUGUGUCUAAACUUACAACAGAUACAAAAGAGCGUAUCCUCGUUGCUACUCUCUUCAGCGAUUGGAAUGGCCGAGCCUGGACGAUUCUAGAAAGUUGGAAAGGCCGACGAAAGAUUUUUCUGCUUUGCAAAAAUGACAGUAUAGUCGAUUUCCGAGAAGCUGUAUUUGAUGUUUUCUCCAAUGGCAGAAUUGACAUUGCCGUGUUUGCGAACCUCUUCCCACAUCUUCUACCCUCAGCUAAAGAGCGUAACAAAUCUCUUGGUUUUACAGAAGUUAACAUCGCAAUUGCUGGAUCUUGGUUGAGCCAUCGGCCUGCCAGCCGAACAAGCGAUGAAUUCGUAAUAUGGAGUCUUCUUAUUGACGAAGAAAGAUCGCCAUGCUACAAUGCAGAGGACUUUUGGAGGGCUCAAAGCUCAGUGAGCACUGGCUAUCUGAUGUCCAGCAUUCCACGGCUUAAUGUGAAGGGUCUGACCUGGGCCCCCAGUACACCCUACGCACUGGCUCAACCCGGACAACCGUCUCAGACCAUCGACCCCAUUCAGCCUCCAAUUAUCGGCUGGCAAGACGAUGGAGCUCUGAUUGAAAAAGAUGGUUUAUGGGGAAAAUGGUAUUCUUACGAAUUUCGAUUCCGGUUUAGGACGGCUAAGCAAAUUUUGAGAGGCCUUCGCCAUCCAACCAGCGGGGUUGAUUCUUCAAUAGAACGUGAAUUGGAAAGGAUUCAAGCGCUACUUGACAUACGAGAAAAACAUGUUGUUUUAUUACAGCGUGUCACGGAGAGGCACCUUAAAUUCAUGUCUGAUAUCAAUGGCCGUCGACGCUUAGUAGUGGUCUGUGAAUCCGACAAGAAAGAACGCAAACGGCAAAGAGAUAGAAUUUUGGGAUCGAAUAAUUCGUUUCCAAUAUCCUAUCGAUGGCAAUGGAAGGGUGUCUAUGAAUGGCCUGAAAAUGUCGCCAUGCCUCAAUUUGAAACGAACUCCACUUGGCAAGGCACCACUUUUUGGAUCACUUGA